Messenger RNA from Didymodactylos carnosus, 1563 nucleotides. Lineage: Eukaryota; Metazoa; Rotifera; Eurotatoria; Philodinida; Philodinidae. The record is from the annotation of a GenBank genome assembly.
AUGAAACCUACGCGUACUCAUACUGGCUCGACUCCUGUACAUCCCAAAAGAACAACAACAAUGACUGCUGAUACUGACAAAGACAAAAAACCUAAUGUUAACGUCAAAAUUAAUGAUUCAAAUCUUAUUCAUCGCGCAGCUGUUACACGCGAUUAUAUUAAACAACCACGUUUGACUUACAAAACUGUUGUUGGCGUCAACGGCCCUCUAGUGAUAUUAGACAACGUUAAAUUUCCAAAAUUUGCUGAAAUAGUCAAUUUAACACUGCCUGAUGGAACGCUUCGUAGUGGACAAAUAUUAGAAGUAUCUGGCUCGAAAGCUGUUGUUCAAGUGUUUGAAGGCACAGCUGGUAUUGAUGCUAAAUAUACAACGGUCGAGUUUACUGGUGAUAUAUUACGUACGCCUGUGUCAGAAGAUAUGCUUGGACGGAUAUUCAAUGGAUCUGGUAAACCAAUUGACAAAGGACCAGCCGUUUUAGCUGAAGAUUAUUUGGAUAUUAAUGGUGAACCAAUUAAUCCGUUUUCUCGUGAAUAUCCAGAAGAAAUGAUACAGACAGGGAUAUCAGCUAUUGAUGUCAUGAAUAGCAUAGCUCGAGGUCAAAAAAUUCCAAUAUUUUCUGCUGCCGGUUUGCCCCAUAAUGAUAUCGCAGCACAAAUUUGUCGUCAAGCUGGUCUUGUUAGACAUUCCAAAAGUGUAGUGGAUAAUGACGACAAUUUUGCAAUUGUGUUUGCUGCUAUGGGUGUGAACAUGGAAACAGCACGUUUUUUUAAACAAGAUUUUGAAGAAAAUGGCUCUAUGGAAAAUGUUUGCUUAUUUCUGAAUUUAGCCAAUGAUCCAACAAUUGAACGUAUUAUUACACCACGUAUUGCAUUAACAACAGCUGAAUUUCUUGCUUAUCAGUGUGAUAAACAUGUUUUAGUUAUUUUAACUGAUAUGAGUUCUUAUGCUGAAGCCUUACGUGAGGUCUCAGCUGCCCGUGAAGAAGUGCCAGGUCGUCGAGGUUUUCCCGGUUAUAUGUAUACAGAUUUGGCAACAAUAUAUGAACGUGCUGGUCGUGUAGCUGGACGCCAUGGCUCGAUUACCCAAAUUCCUAUUUUAUCCAUGCCAAACGAUGACAUUACACAUCCCAUACCCGAUUUGACUGGCUACAUUACAGAAGGACAAAUUUAUGUUGACAGACAGUUACACAAUCGUCAAAUUUAUCCUCCGAUUAAUGUUCUCCCAUCUCUAUCUCGUUUAAUGAAGUCAGCUAUUGGUGAAGGAAUGACAAGAAAGGAUCAUGCUGAUGUUUCGAAUCAAUUGUAUGCUAACUAUGCUAUUGGAAAAGAUGUUGCAGCUAUGAAAGCUGUUGUUGGUGAAGAAGCCUUAUCAUCCGACGAUUUACUUUAUCUCGAGUUUUUAACAAAAUUCGAAAAGAACUUCAUUUCACAAGGUGCGUAUGAAAAUCGUACGAUAUUUGAUAGUUUAGAUAUUGGUUGGCAAUUAUUACGUACAUUCCCUAAAGAAAUGUUAAAACGCAUUCCACAUGAUGUUAUUCAAGAAUUUUAUCCUCGACAUACAUAA